CAGCAUGACUAGACCUUUAAAAACACCAGACUUUUCAGACAUGCAGAGAAGUGGAACAUUUAACAAAAUUUGCCCUGUACCAGACUUUUUCUGUCAGUCCUGUUUCUGUUUCCUGCAGAGUGCUACUGGUUUGCUUUUCUCUCUCCUCCCCGAUGGAACGAAGAGGCAGCAGAGGAGAAAAACAGGAAUGGAAACUAUCCAACUUCAGGAUAUUUGAUAACAUGGUUACUUUGCAUCAACCUGUGUGAGUGUGCUGUAUCUCUAAGUGUGUGUGUGAAGUGGGUGGAGAUAAAGUGUUAGCAGGGAGAGCACCUGAAGCUACAGGUGGUGGUUGAUCACUUCUCCCUCCUUUUGUCUUUCAAUGCACAUGAAAUUCACAGAAGGCCCACGAUGAGGUUUAGCUGGGUUAAAGGAUCACUGCUGGUCUUUGCCGUGACCGCCGCUGUGUCUUACCUCAGCUCCAUUAAAAGAGAAGUCAAAACCAACGUGGAGAAACUUCAGAGGGCCCACAGCAAUGACUCCAUCAGGGGUCAGGGAAUACUGGAGAGGAUGGACAAGAUGGAAGCACACAUCAGCAAGCUGGUCAAUGUGAUGAAUAAACUUGGUAAGAGGGAGCCAACAGCGCCACAGGGGAUGGCAGAGGUGAAGACGGAGAGGAAGGUGGUGAGGAAGCUGUACCCGAACUCGGCUCUGUUCAGUAGGUGGGGGGACGAGCUGUCGGAGGAGGAGCAGAAGGAGGCCGAGAGGUUGUUUCAGCGAUACGGCUACAACGCCUUCCUGAGUGACCGGCUGCCCCUCAACAGAGAGAUCCCUGAUACCAGGCCACGCAAGUGUGCUGAGAAAAAGUACCCCGAGGAUCUUCCUACAAUCAGCGUUGUGUUGAUCUACCUGGACGAAGCUCUCUCUGUCAUCAAAAGGGCCGUCCGCAGCAUCAUAGACAAGACGCCAGCUCGGCUCCUGAGGGAAAUCAUACUGGUGGACGAUCACAGCAGUAACGAGGAUCUGAAGGAGAACCUGGAUGAAUUCAUCAGCUACAUCCACGAGGAGCAUCCAGGCCUGGUGAGGAAAGUCCGGCACUCGGAGCAGCUGGGCCUCACUCAGGCCAGACUGUCGGGAUGGAAGGUCGCUGAAGGGGACGUGGUGGCCAUCUUGGACGCCCACGUAGAAGUCCAUGUACAAUGGGCUGAGCCAUUGCUAGCUCGCAUUAAAGAGGACCGGACAGUGAUUCUGACGCCAGUGUUUGACAACGUCAGAUAUUAUGACUUGACCCUGGUUCCUUACGUUGCUGCAGCAGAUGCCUUUGACUGGGCUCUGUGGUGCAUGUACGAGUCCUUCAGGCCUGAGUGGUACGAUUUAAAGGACGAGUCACGACCUGCCAAGAGCCCCUCCAUCAUGGGGAUUGUUGUAGCUGAUCGCAAGUUCUUUGGAGAGAUCGGAAGCCUUGAUGGCGGAAUGAAAAUAUACGGUGGUGAAAAUGUGGAGCUCGGCAUCCGGGUGUGGCUAUGCGGGGGAAGCAUAGAGGUCAUACCUUGCUCUAAAAUCGCCCACAUUGAGCGGGCUCGAAAGCCUUAUCUUCCAGACUUGAGCAUAACGAUGAAACGCAAUGCGCUGAGGGUGGCGGAGGUGUGGCUGGAUGAAUAUAAAUACAACGUUAACAUAGCCUGGAACCUUCCCCUGGAGAAUCAUGGGAUAGACAUUGGGGAUGUGUCUGAGAGGAAAAAGCUGAGAGAGAGGCUGAAUUGCAAACCUUUUAGGUGGUAUCUGGAUAACAUUUACCCCCAGCUGGACCCUCUGCAAAACCUGCUAGGCUACGGAGCGCUGAUUAACGACCUGAGGCCAGAACUCUGUAUCGACCAAGGCCCAGUUCCCGGAAACACACCCAUUGCUUAUAUCUGCCAUUACCAGUCAUCACAGCACUGUUAUUAUCGCACUGAUGGACAACUGUACAUUGGAGGAAUAAAAUCUCAUAAGUACAACAGCAACCGCUGUCUGGUGGACCCCGGCACUGGAGAUAAGCCGGGACUGUACGAGUGCAAAGAAGCAGUGAAGAAGUUCCACAAACUGUGGGACUUUAAACAGAAUGGACCGAUCCAGAACAGAGAAACCAAGAGAUGUCUGGAAAUUGCGACGGGUCAAAGCGACGAAGACAUACUCAUCCUCCGGCAGUGCAGCGGUCAGAAGUGGAAGAUUCAAAAUCUCAUCAAAGACAACUAGAAGACUGGUGGACUCGGCCAAGAGGACAA
Molecule: messenger RNA, 2243 nt
Organism: Acanthopagrus latus (yellowfin seabream)
Lineage: Eukaryota; Metazoa; Chordata; Actinopteri; Spariformes; Sparidae
Product: probable polypeptide N-acetylgalactosaminyltransferase 8
Exons: 11
Coding region: 391-2214 (607 amino acids)
Cellular component (GO): Golgi apparatus
Source: RefSeq, a predicted model, not a curated record